AUGGUAUAUGAUCAUUUGAUUAGCUAUGGAAUUUCUCAAGGUUAUACCAUUUGGCAUGCUCAUGGGGAGAGAAUAGGGGAGGCAUCUUACCAUGCUACUGAUGCCCAAAAUAAUAAUGAGCAAAUAAAUGAAGGCUCUAGUGGGAUGAUAACUAUGUUGCAUGACGUUUUCCCUAUGUUUGAUCUUGAAAUAGUUGAGGGUGGGCCUGAAAUAGGUGUGGAUGCUGGAGAAGCUGGAGUGCAAAAUGAAAAUCGACAAGCCUGUUUAUUUUACAGCCCUAGUCUUGUGGAAUUGUUUGGUUACGACAAGCUGGAAAGAGAAUUAAUCCUCCGCCAAAAUAAUUUUUCUUCACCUUCGCCGCUAUAUGACGCGCUAAAUGAUGACCGUGAUGAGAUGACACCAGAGGAAGCCUACUCCUAUAGCGAACAAGUUUUGAAGAGUGACGGCUUUGAUGUUUCUGACAUCCCUGGCGUCAAUUGUUUCCACCAAAUUCAACCGUGCAACAUAGACUACGAUUAUGACAUGUAUAAACGGUAUUCGCAGCUCGCAAUCGACGAAUACAAUCGUCGGUUCAAGGAUGAUAAUGCAGAGUUGGAGUUUGUUAAGAUCUUGAAGGCAAUGGGUCAGGCUGCCAGGGGAAUCAGGUAUUAUAUAACCUUCAUGGCCAAGGAUCUUGGCGAUGGAGGUGAGAUUAAGACGUAUCAAGCUGUGGUAUUAGAUGGGCUAGACUCUGAGACAGCGGAUUCCUUUAGGCUAAAGCCCCCCGAGGAUGAGCCAGAUUCUGGCAGUCAUGGGAGACAGUGGUUUUGGAAAAAGAACCUUUGCAAUGAUGAAACAUGUUGUAUUUGAAGAUCUUUCAGAGGUGAAAUGCGUAUGGAGUUUAACAAUGCUGUUGGAAUUGGGAAACAUGAAUAAUACAAGUUAAAUGGAAAGAUAGUGCUUCUAGUGUUUAUUUAGACAUUCUAAAGUUGACCUGAUGUUGCUUAUUUAAUUUUGUUUGCAAAACUCCUUUGCUUCAAGCCUUCAAUGGUACUUCGCUUAAGUGAGAUUAUGCUGCGUGCUUUUGUCAAUGUGAAUUGGGUGGCUUUUUUAUUUUCCUUGUGUAGGAGUGGGAACUUCACUUAAAAAAAGAACAUAAUUUGGUAACGAUAA
Molecule: messenger RNA, 1152 nt
Organism: Carya illinoinensis
Lineage: Eukaryota; Viridiplantae; Streptophyta; Magnoliopsida; Fagales; Juglandaceae
Exons: 6
Coding region: 1-849 (282 amino acids)
Molecular function (GO): cysteine-type endopeptidase inhibitor activity
Source: RefSeq, a predicted model, not a curated record